Penicillium canariense is the source of this 1299-nucleotide messenger RNA. RefSeq names its product G1/S-specific cyclin. The record is from RefSeq and is a predicted model, not a curated record. The transcript has 2 exons. Gene Ontology annotation, molecular function: cyclin-dependent protein serine/threonine kinase regulator activity. Bases 1 to 1299 code for a protein of 432 amino acids. NCBI's taxonomy places the organism in Eukaryota, Fungi, Ascomycota, Eurotiomycetes, Eurotiales, Aspergillaceae. Gene Ontology annotation, biological process: regulation of cyclin-dependent protein serine/threonine kinase activity; mitotic cell cycle phase transition. Gene Ontology annotation, cellular component: cytoplasm; cyclin-dependent protein kinase holoenzyme complex; nucleus.
AUGGAGUACCUCCGUCCUCGAUCUGGCUUCCAGCCUUGUGACACCUUCUUUAUUGAAGAUGACUACCGGGUGCGCGCCGAGAAGCAGGCCAAACAGGAGCAUGACAAGCUCGUUGCCCGUGAGCGGCAGUAUGCUAUCGCGGACCAGCUGUCCAAAAUCGCCAGCGAAGAGCUUCGAGACGAUGUCCUGAAGCACAUGCUGGAGAUGGAUGGCCAAACACUCCCGGAUGUGGAAUCGAUCGAUAUUCAAACCGAAAUCCAGUGGUUCAUGCGCCCUUACCUCCUUGACUUCCUGAUCGAGGCCCACACUGCCUUCCAACUCCUACCGUCGACGCUGUUCUUGGCGAUCAACUUGUUGGACCGCUACUGCUCUAAGCGGGUGGUCUACAAGCGUCACUACCAGCUGGUAGGCUGUGCAGCCCUCCUCAUCGCCGCGAAGUACAAUGAUAAGAAGGACCGCGUUCCUACGGUCAAGGAGCUGAAGUCGAUGUGCUGCUCCCUCUACGAUGACGACAUGUUCAUCCAGAUGGAAUGGCACGUUCUGCAGACCCUCGGCUGGACCAUUGGCCACCCGACCGUGGACAGUUUCCUGCAGAUUGCCGUCCUGGACGAGCCCUACGACCCUGAGGUGGAGCACAUGGCUCUCUACAUUCUGGAGAUUGCCUUGUUCCACCGGGACUUUGUCUCUAAGCCAUCGUCUGAGCUCGCGCGGGCCGCAUUGGCACUGGCUCGUUGCAUCCUCAACCGACCUCAGCCCCGCCACACCGACUGGGCUGCCCAGUAUGACUCGAUGACUCUCGUUGGUCUUUCUCAGCAGCUGCACCAGCCGUCCACUGUGGUUUCCCGGAAGUACGCUUCGGCUCACUACUCUCGGGUAUCCAAGGUCUUGGAGCACUUCCUCAACCGCCAGGCGUCUUUGGUCAACUAUGCUCGUUGCACCCCUCCGGUGGAGACUCCUGUGGAGUCAAAGCCCUACAAUGGGGAGAUGGGCCUCGCUACCCCUCAGAAGUCCCAACAGUUGACUGCGAUUCCACAUGGAUACAUGACACCGCCAAUUACUCCGGAGAAUGGGGCUUUCGCCGCCCAGGCCCAAAUGGUAGCCAACCAGGACAUGGUUCGGGGUGUUCCAGCUGUCAAUGGCUGCUCGCCGUCGCCUGCACCCGAGGCUGAGAUGCAGUACAUGCCCACCGAUGCCUAUCAGCAACAGGAAGCCAUGUACAUCUCUCAUCCGCAGCAACUGCAGCAUUUCCCACCACCGUCCCAGAUGGCACUCGACACGACCUAUGGGGGUGUGAUGUAA